UAUUAUGCCCCCUUUCAGCCUACCAGAGUGAGAUUGAGUUCUGAGAUAGCUAAUUUUUAUUUUUCCAGUGAUUCAUCAAUGGCAACAGCGAGGACUGUUAAGGAUGUUUCGCCACAUGAUUUUGUGAAGGCUUACGCAUCCCACCUCAAGCGUUCUGGCAAGAUGGAGCUUCCUGAGUGGACUGAUAUUGUAAAAACAGCCAAAUUUAAGGAACUGGCUCCAUAUGAUCCAGACUGGUAUUACGUGAGAGCUGCCUCAAUGGCAAGAAAGAUUUAUUUGAGAGGUGGUCUCGGUGUUGGUGCUUUCCAGAGAAUCUAUGGUGGAAGCAAGAGGAAUGGAAGCCGCCCACCACAUUUCUGCAAGAGCAGUGGUGCUAUUGCCAGACACAUUCUGCAACAGUUGGAGAUCAUGAACAUUGUUGAGAUUGAUACUAAAGGAGGUAGGAAAAUCACUUCUAGUGGUCGAAGGGAUCUUGACCAAGUUGCUGGGCGAAUUGUGGUUGCUGCUUGAACUUGUUAUUGAGAACCGAUAAUGCAUACCCUAGGAUGGAUGUUUGCUUAUUAGUAGAAUUGGCAUCAAAGAAAAAUUAAGUAUUGUUUGCUGAGAAUUUUAUAAUUUGUUUUGUUAAAUGUUGAAGCUUUUUCUAGUUUGGAGUUGGAGUUUUGAUCUUUAAGGUUUUGAUUCAAGUUCUCAAUGUGUUAUCUUCUCCAAUCCCAUCAUUAUAUUGAACCUCCCUGUUCAACA
Vigna angularis (adzuki bean) is the source of this 744-nucleotide messenger RNA. Its product is annotated as 40S ribosomal protein S19-1. The coding region runs from base 79 to 510 and encodes 143 amino acids. Lineage: Eukaryota; Viridiplantae; Streptophyta; Magnoliopsida; Fabales; Fabaceae. The transcript is spliced from 4 exons. Gene Ontology annotation, cellular component: ribosome; cytosolic small ribosomal subunit. Gene Ontology annotation, biological process: ribosomal small subunit assembly; translation. Gene Ontology annotation, molecular function: RNA binding; structural constituent of ribosome. The record is from RefSeq and is a predicted model, not a curated record.